This is a messenger RNA of Erpetoichthys calabaricus (reedfish), 2324 nucleotides long. Its product is annotated as extracellular calcium-sensing receptor-like. Gene Ontology annotation, molecular function: G protein-coupled receptor activity. Gene Ontology annotation, cellular component: membrane. Bases 1 to 2289 code for a protein of 762 amino acids. The record is from RefSeq and is a predicted model, not a curated record. Lineage: Eukaryota; Metazoa; Chordata; Cladistia; Polypteriformes; Polypteridae. The transcript has 5 exons. Gene Ontology annotation, biological process: G protein-coupled receptor signaling pathway.
AUGAUUUUUGCAACAGAAGAAAUAAACAACAAUCCAGAUUUACUUCCUAAUGUUUCCCUUGGCUAUAAGAUAUAUGAUGAUUGUCGAUCAAUGUCUUUGGCUAUAAGAAGAGCCAUGUCCCUAUUAAAUGGACAGGAGGAGAGUAAUUCUUCUUUCUCUAGUAACUCAUGUGAAAAACCAUCAAGUGUUAAUGCUAUUAUUGGACUUUCUGAUUCUUCUGCCACUAAAGGAGUUGCAUCAUCUGUUGGACCUUUCCAUAUUCCAGUGAUAAGCUACUAUGCCACAUGUGCUUGUCUCAGCGACAAGAAAGAAUUUCCAACAUUUUUCAGAACAAUACCAAGUGAUUAUUAUCAAAGUAAAGCUCUGGCACAGAUAGUAAAGUAUUUUGGGUGGACUUGGAUUGGAGCAAUCAGAACGGAUCGUGACUAUGGGAAUAUUGGAAUGGCAACCUUCCUAGAUAUUGUUCAACAGGAAGGUGUUUGCGUUGAGUAUUCUGAAGCUAUUGUGAGAGCAACUCCGAGAGAGAAAAUUCUAAAAAUUGUUGAUGUCAUUAAAAGGUCAACUUCAAAGGUUGUGGUUGUUUUUGCUUCUUAUGUAGAUUUGGAGUUUCUCAUUCAAGAACUCUUGACGCAGAAAGUGUUCGGCUUGCAGUGGGUGGGAAGUGAAGGCUGGAUCUCUAAUGAGUACCUUGCAAUACCUGAAAACUACAAAGUUCUUGGGGGAGCAAUUGGAUGUGUAAUUAACAAUGAUAUAAUACCAGGUUUGCAAGAGUUUUUCCAGAAUAUUAGUCCUUCUGACAUUCCCGAUGACAGUAAUUACAAUCAGACUGCAAGAGCUGCUACAGGCUUAAAGGAUUUAAGACAAUUAAACAUCCAGUAUGCUGAUGUGCCAGAGUUGAGAAUUACCAGCAAUGUUUAUAAAGCUAUGUAUGCAAUUGCCCAUUCACUGCACAAAAUCUAUGAGUGUCAAGAGGGUCAAGGGCCUUUUGAAAAUAAGACAUGUGCAAAUAAAACCAAAAUUGAACCAUGGCAGCUGAUUCAAUACAUGAAGAAUGUAAAUUUCACAACAAAAUAUGGAGAAAAAGUAUAUUUUGAUGAAAAUGGGGACCCGAUUGCAAGAUAUGACUUAGUGAACUGGCAGCUUAGUAAAGAAGGCACCAUACAGUUUGUUACAGUGGGGUUAUAUGAUGCAUCUUUACCUUACGGGCAACAGUUCAUUAUGAAUAAUGUCAGUAUUGUGUGGGCGGGAGAUCAGAAUAAGGUCCUAAAAUCAGUGUGCAGUGAGAGUUGCCAUCCAGGCACUCGGAAAGCUAUUCAGAAAGGCAAACCGGUCUGCUGUUUUGACUGCCUGCCAUGUGCUGAAGGAGAGAUAAGCAAUGCGACAGAUUCAGUUGACUGUAUAAAAUGCAAUUUGGAAUACAAAGCCAAUGAAAAAAGAGACAAGUGUAUUCUAAAAGAAACUGAAUUUUUGUCGUUUGGAGAAAUUAUGGGAAUUCUGCUAGUGAUAUUUUCUUUGCUAGGAACAUGCAUGACAAUUGCUGUGGCUUUGGUUUUCUUUUUGUACAGAGAUACACCUAUUGUCAGAGCCAACAACUCAGAGCUAAGUUUUCUUCUGCUCCUUUCUCUAGCGUUGUGCUUCCUAUGUUCUCUAACAUUUAUUGGACAACCAUCUGAUUGGUCCUGUAUGUUACGUCACACAGCAUUUGGGAUCACAUUUGUUAUGUGCAUUUCUUGUGUUCUAGGGAAAACAAUUGUUGUACUGAUGGCCUUUAGGGCAACACUUCCAGGAAAUAAUAUUAUGAAGUGGUUUGGACCAGCACAACAGAGAUUAAGUGUCUUUAGUCUAUCCUUCAUCCAAAUCCUGAUCUGUGCACUAUGGCUUAUAGUGUCACCCCCUUUUCCUAACAGGAACAUGAAACAUUACAAAGACAGAAUUAUAUUGGAAUGUGACCUAGGAUCUGUAGCUGUAUUUUAUGCUGUUUUAGGGUACAUAGGACUUCUGUCUUCUAUGUGUUUUCUACUCUCCUUUUUGGCUCGAAAAUUACCAGACAACUUCAAUGAAGCCAAGUAUAUUACAUUUAGCAUGUUAAUUUUUUGUGCUGUUUGGGUCACUUUUAUUCCUGCUUAUAUAAGCUCUCCUGGAAAGUACACAGUUGCAGUGGAAAUUUUUGCAAUUUUAGCCUCUAGCUUUGGUUUGCUUUUUUGCAUUUUUUUCCCAAAGUGCCAUAUCAUAUUACUUAAGCCAGAGAACAACACAAAAAAACAUCUGAUGGGGAAAAUGGUAUCUUAAUUUGUUUUAAAAAGCAAGUACUGUAUAUGCUGUGA